Molecule: messenger RNA, 5116 nt
Organism: Dreissena polymorpha
Lineage: Eukaryota; Metazoa; Mollusca; Bivalvia; Myida; Dreissenidae
Product: kelch-like protein 2
Exons: 12
Coding region: 249-2009 (586 amino acids)
Molecular function (GO): protein binding
Source: RefSeq, a predicted model, not a curated record
UCCGGUUAAUAACACUAAUUGUGUGCUGUCAAAACAUAAAAAGUUUAUUGUAUAAAUAUAUUCGAUAUAAUUUAACAUGAUCAUAAAAAUCAGUUGUGAGAAGAUAAAUUUAAUUGCAUAAUGGAACAGGAGAUGACGUUGUCAAACGUUUAAAUUCAUAGGAAAUCUCUAAAAUAGCAUUUCAGUAAAACGUCUCAGCCAUUUUGAUGUGAUUCGUUGUUCAGCGUGGACGUUCCUUUACUGCUGCAAUGGCCACCAUGCCAAUGGAAGUGGAGGCCAGGCCAAAGAUGUUCAUUGGGACGAGGGACUCGAGGCCUGCCUUUAGACACCCCCAUCACACUAAUAAGGCAUUUGAUUACCUUAAUGUCAUGAGAAAACAAAAUGUCAUGUGUGAUGUUGUCCUGGUGGCAGACUCAAUAGAGAUUCCCUGUCAUAAAGUUGUCCUGUGUGCCUGCAGCCAGUAUUUCUACGCCAUGUUCACUGGCGAUCUUGCUGAGGCAAAAGCCAAUCGGAUUAUUUUACAAGAAAUAGACUCUUCAGCACUGGUGCUAUUAAUAGACUUUGUUUACACAUCAGAAAUACAGGUUACUGAAGAAAAUGUGCAGACAUUGCUGCCAGCAGCCAAUAUCCUACAGAUGACAGAAGUGCGAGAUGCGUGUUGUGAUUUUCUUCAGUCACAGUUGCAUCCCUCAAACGCCCUCGGAAUCAAGGCUUUCGCUGAUCUUCAUGCUUGUUCAGAUCUCUUUUCGUACGCCAAUACAUACUGUGAGCAGCAUUUCACGGAAUUGUUCCGCUAUGACGAGUUCCUAUCACUGCCAGUGGAAAGUGUGAGCAAACUCAUAUGUAGUGACCGACUCACUGUCACCUCGGAAGAACAGGUGUUUGAGGCGGUGUUGUCAUGGGUGAACCACGACCGCAGCAGCCGACAGGAAGUGGUCUCGCAACUCAUGGAGAAUGUCCGUCUGCCGCUGAUGUCCCAGGAAUAUCUCGUUCAGCACGUGGAAGAGGAGCCCCUCGUGAAGACAAACAGUCGCUGCAAGGACUUCCUGAUAGAGGCUAUGAAGUUUCAUCUGCUGAAGGGAGAGCAGAAGGCGAUAUUCCAGACACCACGAACCAUACCAAGAACUCCUCUUGGGUUACCUAAGGUGAUGCUUGUGAUAGGAGGACAGGCCCCAAAAGCAAUACGCAGCGUGGAGUGUUUUGAUUUCAAGGAAGACCGCUGGUACCAGCUUGCAGAAAUGCCGUCAAGGAGAUGUCGAUGUGGCGUUGCGGUGAUCAACGGUAUGGUGUAUGCUGUCGGUGGUUUCAAUGGGUCCCUGCGUGUGCGUACAGUGGACAUGUACAACCCCCUGAAGGACCUCUGGACAAGCUGCCCUAACAUGGAGGCACGACGAAGCACCCUGGGGGUAGCUGUUCUCAAUGACCUCAUAUACGCUGUCGGGGGAUUUGAUGGCUCAUCAGGUCUCAACUCUGCUGAGUGUUUUGAUGUUCGGACGGGAGAGUGGCGUCUAAUUGCCAAUAUGAGCACUCGCAGAAGCAGUGUAGGGGUGGGAGUACUCAACGGGUAUGUCUAUGCAGUGGGUGGAUACGAUGGUGCCUCUAGACAGUGUCUCAGCUCCGUAGAGCGCUAUAACCCUGUGGAUGAUGUCUGGACCAUAGUGGCUGAGAUGUCAUGCAGGCGCAGUGGUGCUGGUGUUGGAGUGAUAGACGGAGUGCUGUAUGCAGUAGGGGGUCAUGAUGGACCACUGGUACGGAACUCUGUGGAGAUGUACAACCCCGAGACCAACAUCUGGACGCCACUGGCCGACAUGCACAGCUGUCGGAGGAAUGCAGGUGUUGUGUCUAAUAUUGGAUUGAUGUAUGUAGUGGGUGGGGACGAUGGAUCUUCCAAUCUUGGGUCAGUGGAGUGCUAUGACCCCAAAGCAAACGUAUGGACCUUGCUGCCCUCCAGCAUGAUGACAGGAAGGAGCUAUGCUGGGGUCACAGUUAUAGACCGGCCAUCAUAUUAAAUGGCAUAUGGUUUCUACUAAUAUUAAAAUAUCUUUGAGCAUUAAGUCAAGAUGAAUCCGUCUGUUGUACAUGUGAUGAUGAGGAGACAGACUUAGCAGAGUCUUGACAUUUCAGUUUUUCUUGUGAAGAUGAACCAAAGAAACUACACACCAGCAAACAGAACGUACACCUGUUAUUCGUACUGUCAUCUUAGCGUAAACAUGGUUUUGUUCUUUAUCAAAACCAGGGGCUGCCACUCAGUUCUUCAUUACUAAAGUCUUCAUGAUUUUUAUUCUAAACUUUUUCAAACCCUUUAUGCAUUUACAGAUGUUUAAUUAAAAUUAUUAUUGAACUUGUCAGAAAGGUAUGAUCAACCUUCUCAUGUGAUCAUUAUGGCCCUCUUGCUUGGAGAAAACAUGUACAACUUAAAAGGUAUAAUGAUACAGGACAUUUAGAUUGUUUAAUGCAUUUUUAUUUGCAACUGUUUGGGUAAAUGUCAUGCACGCAUACAUUAUCAGUGAAUGCUUUCUUGAAACUGAUUAGCUUAAUUACUCUAUGUUUUCGAACACUAUAAGUUUUCGGAUACCCCUUUUUUUAGCAAAAAAAAAUAUUUUUCGUGACUUAAUUUUUGGACACACGAGUUUUUGUCCAUAAUUAAUGUCUCUAAGUUUUCGGACAGUAUAUUUUACAGCGCUAUUUUACCAAAUUUCAGUCCUGAUUUCGAUAUCUAAUGACACUUCGAUCAUGGGGUUUUAAAACCAGAUUAUUAUCAUAAAACAUGGUAGGUGCAUGCCUGAGGGCAACGGAACAUUACAUUUGCGUUAUUGGGUAAAUAACCUUGUAAACCGGUAUAAAACAAUGGUUUCGCCCGAUAGCAUAAGCGUUAUGACAAUUACCAGAGGUAGUGCCAAUUACCGGUAACAGUUCAAUUAUCUACCGCAAUGGCACUACCCCUUCUCAGUAAAAUAACUGUGACAAAUACUAAACGCUUCAAAGUGUGAUGCACCCUAUUGCAAGUUUUAUGAACAAUGGAAGGUGUUAGACAACAACUAUCAGAUAUGAACAAACAAAGAAUUCAUAGUUUGCUUUUUUAUUGCGUUAAUUACAGGUUCAUACUAGCGAGUAUCGGUACAUCACAUGCUCAUCUUUGAAUUCGUUGGUCAAAGUACAACCUUGUAGUAACUUUCUGUCAAAUAAAUUAAGCAUUUAAAAUUAAAUUAUUUAAAAUGCAGUGAUUUAUACUACACGGCAUGGUAUUUUACAAGCGCAUGCUAUUUCUGGUAGUCGGUGAUACAAUUGACGCUAUUUUCGGACACUUCAGUUUUCGACUCUAAGUUUUCGGACACCUGUAUUUUGUGAAUUUUUUUUGUAUCUAAGUUUUUGGACACAAAAAAAUAAUUAUUUGUAAGUGUCCGAAAACAUAGAGUAAUUACGGUACCCUGUAUAGGGUAAUUUCCUCAGAAAUCAUGUUGUUAGAAAGAUAUAUUAUUGUAUUGUCAUUUUUGUACAUGUAUCAGAGAAGACUUAUUUUCUGUAUUGUCUGUGAUACUGAAUUCUAAACUGUUCUUUUAACUGUUUCCAAUCAAACAUGACAAUUUGCCAAUAUAUAGCCAUUUACGUCUCAACAGCACCCAGCUAUGGGUUAUUGAUACAUUACAAUUCAUUGAUAACCACAUAUACAUGAACUUUGCAAGCGUGUCAAAGAACUCUCUUGUUUGUUAAUUUAUGUGAAAUUUUUAUAACAUUAUUUUUGAGUUCAUUAAUUAAAUAAAUCAGUAGAUUGUUGCUUGCCAGUGAUCAAUCCAAUCUAGAAUAUCUUUACCCAUACGGUUCAGUCAAUUUUUUGUCACAGAUUCAAAAGAACAAAGUUUAUCAUAGAGCAACAUAAUAGAUUGUCUCAUACUGGAGAUACAGUUUUGUCAAUGAAUCAUAUUGAAAGUCUUAAAAUGAUCAACUGUUACAAAGCAAGGCUAUUGAAUAUCAUUUAAUGUGUUUUUUUCUGAAGUUUUUUUUUGUUACAUGUGGAUAAAUUAUCAAAUGCAUUCACAUAUAUAACAGUCUGGAUGGAAAAGUGGACAUGAUGAUAUCCAUUUAACACAAAUGACAAUUGUUUGUGCUCAUCUAGCGACAAGCAUUUAUUAUUUUCUAGUUCUAUACAUGUAACCAUUACCUUGUAUGGAGCUGUAUAGUUCCACAGCUAAAGUCUAACGUCUGGCAAUUUGAGGAAUGUACUGCCAUAAAAUGCUCCAAUCUGUUAACUCUUCCAGUGCUGGAACCGAAUUUUGAAGGCCUUUGGAAACAGUUUGGAGCCAGAUGAGACGCCUCAGAACGUGGCGUCUCAUCAGGAUCCAAACUGUUUGCUAUUCUGAUAGUAUUCUUUGAAAAAAUCGAAGAAAAUGCUUAUUUUAGAAAUUCAGCAGACAACAUUUAAGCAGACGACACAUUUCCCAACAUGCAAAAGGUUUACAAGCCCCUUUAAGCUGUUAAUAAUAUUUCCUCAGUAUAUAAACAUAUAUAACCUAUAUGUGUCUUGUUCUGAGAAAACUGGGCAUAAUGCAUGUGCUUAAGGUGUUGUCCCAGAUUAGCCUGUGCAGUCCCCACAGGCUAAUCAGGGACGACACUUUCCGCUUUUAUGGUAUUUUUAGUUCAAUGAAGUUCCUCCUUACCGAAAAUCAAGUUCAGGCGAAAACUGUCAUCCCUUAUUAGCCUGUGCGGACUGCACAGGCUAAUCUGGGACGACACUUUACGCACAUGCGUUAUGCCCAGUUUUCUCAGAACGCCACUCAUAUAUGACACAUAUUAUUGUUGAAUAUUUGACACUAAUCAUGAUUUUAUAUUUUAUGACUGUGCUACCUGAAGGUUACAUUGUUGUAUUUAUAAUUAUGUUGUGAACAAUAUUUAUACAAUAGUGUCAGUAAUUUCAUUAUCAAUUCAACAGUGUAAUAAUGCUCCUCAUUUGCUGUGUGUUUUUUUAGUGAAACAUUUAACUAUGUCUUUGUUUGAUAGAAUAGCAUUUGUGCAUGAUAUACUUUUAUGUUUAUGUUAAUUAUUUUAGCAAGGUCUCGCUUGAAAUAUUUGCAAUAGACUUAAUGUCACUAUUUUGUUAAAUAAAUUAAUGAUAAACAAG